AUGACAGUUGCUGAACUCAAACCAUACCAAUCCGCUUCCAACGACUUCAGAAGUGAUACCUUCACCACGCCAACAGAGGCGAUGAUCAAAGCUGCUCUGACCGCUUCGAUCGGUGACUCCGUCUAUAACGAGGACGUUGAUACCAUUGCGCUCGAGCAGAAGGUGGCCAAGCUGGCUGGGAAGCCUGCUGGGCUGUACUGUGUCUCCGGUACCUUGUCGAACCAGAUCGCCAUCAGAACACACCUGUUCCAGCCACCAUACUCAAUCUUGUGUGACUACAGAGCCCACGUCUACACACACGAGGCGGCAGGGUUGGCAAUGCUUUCAAACGCAAUGGUUGUCCCUGUUAGACCUUCCAACGGUGACUAUUUGACUCUGGAGGACAUCAAGAAGAACCUGGUUCCUGAAGAUGGUGAUAUCCAUGGUGCGCCUACUAAGCUGAUCUCCUUGGAGAACACUUUGCACGGUAUCGUAUAUCCAUACGAGGAGUUGUUGAGAAUCAAGCAAUUCUGUGUUGAAAACGGCUACAAAUUGCACUGUGACGGUGCCAGAAUCUGGAAUGCCAGUGUCGAGACCGGUGUGCCAUUGCACAAGUAUGGUGAGAUCUUUGACUCCAUCUCAAUCUGCCUGUCCAAGUCCAUUGGUGCGCCAAUGGGGUCCGUGCUGGUUGGUGAGCUUCCCUUCAUCAAGAAGUGUAACCACUUCAAGAAGCAAUGUGGAGGUGGUAUCAGACAAAGCGGUAUGAUGGCCAAGAUGGCCAUGGUUGCCAUUGAAGACAACUUGCCCUUGUUGAAGUCCUCUCACGAAAAGGCUAAGAACUUGGGAGAUUUCUGUAUCGAGAACGGCAUCGUGCUUGAGUCUCCUGUGGACACGAACUUUGUCUUCAUCGAUCUGGAGGCAAACUACAUCAAGGAUGAUGACCUGAUCAAGUUCGGGAAGAAGCACAACGUGAACCUCAUGGGUGGGCGUAUUGCGUUCCACUAUCAGAUCUCUGACGAGGCUUUGGAGAACGUGAAGCUGGCCGUAUGGGAUGCCUUUGAGAACGCAAAGAAGAACCCAUACGUCCACGACGGUCCUUAUAAGAUGUACCGUUCUCCUACCCCAGUGAAGUACUGA
Williopsis jadinii is the source of this 1116-nucleotide messenger RNA. RefSeq names its product threonine aldolase GLY1 (gene GLY1). The record is from RefSeq and is a predicted model, not a curated record. Gene Ontology annotation, molecular function: L-allo-threonine aldolase activity. Lineage: Eukaryota; Fungi; Ascomycota; Saccharomycetes; Phaffomycetales; Wickerhamomycetaceae. The transcript has a single exon. Gene Ontology annotation, cellular component: cytosol. Gene Ontology annotation, biological process: L-threonine catabolic process; glycine biosynthetic process. Bases 1 to 1116 code for a protein of 371 amino acids.